This is a messenger RNA of Rana temporaria (common frog), 587 nucleotides long. RefSeq names its product probable ribosome biogenesis protein RLP24. Lineage: Eukaryota; Metazoa; Chordata; Amphibia; Anura; Ranidae. Bases 50 to 442 code for a protein of 130 amino acids. Gene Ontology annotation, cellular component: nucleolus. Gene Ontology annotation, biological process: ribosomal large subunit biogenesis. The transcript has a single exon. The record is from RefSeq and is a predicted model, not a curated record.
ACGUUUUCUACGGCUACACAGCGGAGAGGCCACGGGCUGAGCUGCCGAGAUGAGGGUCGAGAAGUGUUACUUCUACUCGGCGCCCAUCUACCCGGGACACGGCAUGAUGUUUGUGAGGAACGACUGCAAGCAAUUUCGAUUCUGCCGUUCAAAAUGUCACAAAAACUUCAAGAAGAAGCGAAAUCCCAGAAAGAUCAGAUGGACAAAAGCAUUCAGAAAGGCAGCUGGUAAAGAGUUGACAGUGGAUAAUGCUUUUGAAUUUGAAAAAAGAAGAAAAAAACCUGUCAAGUACCAGAGGGAGUUGGGGAGCAAGAGUGUUGAUGCAAUGAAGAGAGUAGAAGAGAUCAAGCGGAAGUGGCAGGCACGGUUUAUCAUGAACAGAUUGAAAAAGGGCAAAGAAUUGGAGAAAGCCCUGGACAUCAAAGAUAUGAAAGAAUCAUAGAAGUGGAUGUAAACCUCUAUUUAUAUUGUCACUGCAGUGUGCUUCUAUGGGGGAACAUUUGUACAGCAUUUCAGAACAGUCCAAACCGUAUUUAUGAAGCAAGACUGUGUGGUUGGUCUGCGAAAUAAAUUUAUAUUUACUCUUG